AACAGGUUUGCUGAAAUAAAACCAGGACACCUCCACUGCUCCAGUCAGCCUGCUUCCAGAAGGCCUGUCAGACAGGGUAGUACCUGUGACUGAGUGAGCAGUGUCCGGCAUGUACCAGGUUGCUGCAUUCUUGGCUAUGAUCGUGGGAACCCACAUCGUCAAUUCGGAGAUCCGGAAUGACUGUAGUCAUUGGCCCAGCUGCUGCCCCAGCAAAGAGCAAGACUCCACUCAGGAGUUGCUGACGUGGAACCCUGCAUCUACGUCUCCCCCAGAGCCUCUGAGUCUCACCUACCACCCAGAAUCCUGCAAGGCCAGCAGGGAUGGACCCCUCAACAAGAGGGCCAUCUCUCCUUGGAGCUAUGAGUUGGACAGGGACUUGAACCGGGUCCCCCAGGAUCUGUACCAUGCAAAAUGCCUGUGCCCACACUGUGUCAGCCUACGGACAGGCUCCCGCAUGGACCUGAUGGGCAACUCGGUACCCCUCUACCACAACCAGACGGUCUUCUACCGGCGGCCAUGCCUCGGACAGCAAGGUUGCCAUCAUGGCUACUGCCUGGAGCGCAGGCUGUACCGCGUCUCCUUGGCUUGUGUCUGUGUGCGGCCCCGCGCAAUGGCGGCUUAAUCACGCUUGCCACCUACCUGAGGCUGAUAUCUUGCCGCAGUGGGCCAGGGUACCUGAAUGCUCAAGCCCUCCAGAGCCCUACCUGAAGCACCAGGAUCCUGGGACCUGACGGAGAACUUGGGGAGAAACCCUGACUUUUGCACUUUUUUGAAAGAACUUUUGGGAAGGAGCAGUUGCAGCCCGGGGCUGCUUGGAAGAUGCUGUCGUGGCAUUUCCUCCCAGAAAAGGUCUCCAGAGGGCCUGCCGGUCCCUGGAAGCUGUACUACUGACUCUCCCUUCCCUCUGGAUUCCCUGACCAGCACAGGCACUUUCUCUGUAUUUCCCCCUUUGCCCUUCAUUUUGUUGGCUUGUGAAUACCAGCGCUGUAGGCAGCCAGGUGUAAUCACUUUGACGUGGAUAAUUCUGAGGAGAGAGCUGUUAU
Peromyscus eremicus (cactus mouse) is the source of this 1043-nucleotide messenger RNA. It is a transcript of the gene Il25, whose product is annotated as interleukin 25. NCBI's taxonomy places the organism in Eukaryota, Metazoa, Chordata, Mammalia, Rodentia, Cricetidae. The transcript has 3 exons. Gene Ontology annotation, molecular function: cytokine activity. The record is from RefSeq and is a predicted model, not a curated record. Bases 110 to 622 code for a protein of 170 amino acids. Gene Ontology annotation, cellular component: extracellular region.